Corylus avellana is the source of this 906-nucleotide messenger RNA. RefSeq lists its product as uncharacterized. The record is from RefSeq and is a predicted model, not a curated record. NCBI's taxonomy places the organism in Eukaryota, Viridiplantae, Streptophyta, Magnoliopsida, Fagales, Betulaceae.
AUGAAUGCUGACAUGGAAGAUCUCAAAAGGAAGUACGAAGAGCUAACUCGCAAGCUGAUUGCUAAAGAAGAGAAAAGCCCUGGAGGAGAGCUUAUGGACAACACCGACCUGCCUUUUACCGAUCGAGUAUUGAGUUUUCCUUUGCCCGACAACUUCAAAAUGCCUCGUGUCAAGGAGUUUGACGAAUCUUUCCCCUUCACCUUAGAAGGAGUUGCUCAGGAUUGGUUCGCCAGAUUGCCUGCCAAAUCGGUGGAUAAUUUCAAAACACUUGGACGCCUCUUUUUGAGUCAAUUCCUGGCAACCCGGAAGAGGAAGAAACACUCCGCUUGUUUACUAUCCCUUCGUCAGGGAAAUGAGGAGAGCCUGAAGGAUUUCAUGCUCAGGUUUAAUAAAGAAAAGCUGCUGGUGGAAAAUCCAGGUGAUCAAAUGGUGUUAUCCGCAUUAUGGCACGGAGUUCGGCCGAAUGGGCCUCUAAUGACCGAAGUAUCAAAGCGUUCGACAAAGAUAACUCUUCGCGAGUUUAUCAAGAAGACAGAGGAGUAUAUCAAUCAAGAGGAAAUGAUUAAGGCUCUAACAAAAGGUCAGGAGGAAGAAGACGGAGAAAAGGAGGAUGCCAAAAAUGAGCUACUUGCAACGUCUACUCCAAAGGAAGGGAAAUUCCUGAAGAAAGUAGCAAAGAAGACUGUCCCAACCUUUCCAAAGAUAGAAGCCCAAAGACGCAAAGAUCGAAGGUUUACACCUUUGAAUACCGGAGUCAAUGAAGUGUUUAUGGAAAUUAGAAGAGACCCAGCCUUCAGGUGGCCGAAUAAGUUAAAAGGUGAUUCGAGGAAGCGAGAUCGAACGAAGUUCUGCGAAUACCAUAAUGAUCAUGGGCAUUUGACAGAAGAUUGUAUAACCCUACGAUAG